CGCCCUCGCCCGCGACGUCUUCAAGACCAACGACCUCGCACUCUGUUCCCGCCCUAACCUCGCGAUCUGGCGGCGCCUCUCCUACGGCGGCCUCGAAGUCGCUCUCUCCCCCUACUCCCCCCGCUGGAUCCGCGCGCGCCGGCUCUUGGUCGUCCACUUCCUCGCCCCGCGCCAGAUCCGAGGCCUCGCCGCCUCGAUGGAGGAGGAGGUGCGCACCCUGAUGAACACCGUGGCCGCCGCCGCCGCGUCCGGGCGCAUGGUCGACCUCAGCCAGAGUCUGAUCUGUUUGGUGUGCUCCAUCAUGUGCCGGGCAGUGUUCGGGAAGAGGUUCACGCAGGCGGGAGAAUGCUCGAUGAAGGGCAUGAUAUUUCGGACGGCAGAGCUUUUGGGGGGGUUCGUCGCCGGGGAUUUCUUCCCAUGGGCUCACCGCUGGCUCAACGCCGUCACGGGAGUGCAUGGGAGGCUGGAGAGGAACUUCAAGGAGUGGGACAACUUGUUCGAAAGGGAAAUUAAAGAGCGGGAACGCGACGUCACCGGCGACGGUGACGACGGCACCUAUGCCGGUGUUCUCGUGCGCUUACUCAGAGAGGAACAAAAUAUCAACGAAGGCGGCCUCACGAGGGACGGCGUCAAAGCUCUUCUCCUGGACUUGAUGUUUGGCGCAACGGACACAGUGGCGGCGACAAUGGAAUGGGCCAUGGCGGAGCUAGUGAGGACUCCCCGAGUGCUCGCUAGAGCUCAGGAGGAAGUCCGCCGAGUGGCGGCCGGAAAAAGCUACGUCGACGAGGGGGACCUUCUGCGGCUCAGCUACCUGCACGCCGUCGUCAAGGAGAUCCUCCGACUCCACCCGGUCGCCCCUCUGAUGUUGCCCCACGAGUGCCAACAGCACUGCAAGGUCGGUGGUUACGACGUCGCCGCCGGCACUAGAAUCUACGUCAACGCGUGGAGCAUCGGACGAGAUGCAGACGCAUGGGAUAAGCCCGAGGAGUUCUGGCCGGAGCGGUUCGAAGGUAGCUCUGUCGACUACCUUGGGCAGUGCUUCGAGCUGGUGCCGUUCGGCAGCGGCCGGAGGAUCUGUCCCGGGAUAUCGUUGGCACAGUCAGUUAUGCGGCUUACACUGGCCAAUCUCUUGCACAGCUUCGACUGGACAUUGCCGGAGGGAGUGAGAAGGGAGGAUCUGGACAUGAGCGAGGUGUUUGGGCUCGUCGUUAGCAAGAAGGAGCCGCUAGUGCUGAUGACAACUCCGGCGAAGUUACUUUAA
Molecule: messenger RNA, 1261 nt
Organism: Zingiber officinale
Lineage: Eukaryota; Viridiplantae; Streptophyta; Magnoliopsida; Zingiberales; Zingiberaceae
Product: cytochrome P450 71A1-like
Exons: 2
Coding region: 197-1261 (354 amino acids)
Molecular function (GO): oxidoreductase activity, acting on paired donors, with incorporation or reduction of molecular oxygen; iron ion binding; heme binding
Source: RefSeq, a predicted model, not a curated record